Molecule: messenger RNA, 420 nt
Organism: Helobdella robusta
Lineage: Eukaryota; Metazoa; Annelida; Clitellata; Rhynchobdellida; Glossiphoniidae
Exons: 2
Coding region: 1-420 (139 amino acids)
Source: RefSeq, a predicted model, not a curated record
AUGAACCUGACUAAUCCAGCGGCGGAUGGUUUUAGUAGCGUGCAGUAUGACACAACGAUAGAAACAGACCUUCACACGACAUGGAGUUCGGAACUGAGCACAUCCGGUGAAUCGGCAGACGCAGCUUGCAAUGAACCCCUGACCUGGCCCUAUGCCAUCAUACCAUGCGUGGUCAUAUUCUUCAGUGGACUCUUUAUUAUUUUGACACUUAGAUUCUUUUACAAAAUGGUGAAAAAAGGCGGGAAAAGCUUUUUUGUUCCCGCCCAUUCAAAAUUAUUUUUAUUUCCCUUCCGUUUAUCGCGCCGCUCACUUACAUAUUCCCACUUCUCUGCCAUUCCCGAAGAUGCAAUCCUAUUUGCUCCCGUUUCCUGCACAUUCAUUAGCGUUAAAGUUUACCGAUUUAGGAAAAUUUCUGAAUGA